AUGAAUAUUGGUCCAACAGUACUGUUGGAAAACAACAACAACAGCAACAACCCUACAACAAGAACACGUGAUAUACCUUCAAUGUCAACAUCACUACAAAGUAAUCUGACUGAAAUGAAAACUGGCCUAUCACCACAGUCUUCAUGUUUAUCUGGUGGCCUUUAUUCCAAUUGUUCAAUGCUCAACAUACUGGAUCAGUCUAGAUGUCAGAGACAACUGUCGCCUGUACUAACCUGUAUUAAUGAUGAUAAGAAUAAGGAUGCUCUUUCCACCUGUAGACUAACGAAUCAUUAUAAAAGAAGUGAUAUCAGUUAUGGAAGUGAUACAUUAUUGUUUAAUAAAGACAAUAGCGACAUGUUUUCAGGUCAGCAAUUGAUAAAUCAUAAUUCAGCGCAACACUUGAGAUUGAUUCACCCAACGACAACGACAGCGACGGCGGCAACAACCACAACAACAACAAUAACAAUGAAGGAAGACGAUGGGGAAGUGGGAGAGGAAACGGUGGAUUGUAUUACAACAAGACGAAGAUUACCUCCAUUAGGUAGAAGUGACAGUGGUGAAACAGGCUUCCAGUUCAUCUGCAAUGAGAAAAGCCAACUGAGUGAUAUUAAGACACCUAUAAUUAAAAUUAGUAAUGACGAUAGUAGUAAUAUGAUCGAAUUUAAAAUUAUUGAUCAUGUCAGGCAUGGUAAAUCGGAAGAGAAUACUUCAACAGGAUUGGAUAGACAUCAGUGCAGCAGUGUUGACAGUGAAUACAAUGACAAAACUAAAACAGCCUGUCCAGGAUCUUCAUAUUCCAGUUUAUAUGAUCCAAAUGAAGAGAAAAUAGUAUGUCAAUAUUGUCAUAAUCGUCUACCGAGUUGUACACACCAGUUGAACUUAACCCCACUGAAGAGAGAUACACACUACAAUUCCCCAUCACUUUCAGCAUCAUUUUCUCCUCAUAUUGAAGAUCGACUGAAUGUCGUCAACUCAUUGUCAUCAUCAAGGAAUAAAACUGAAUCGCAUGCAUCACUUUCUUCUAAUCCUCACAAAUCGACUAGUCAUAAUCAAUAUUUUGAUAAAAAUAAUAAUAGUAGUAGUAAUAAUAAUAAUUCUUGUGUUGAAAAUAUGCACAUUGUAACAUCGAGUCAAUAUUCAAUUACUUAUAUUACAAAUAUCCAGUGUUCUCAAUCAUUCUGCGCACAUUCUGAAUUGAAAAGACAAAAUCUCGCCUGUAAUGUGAUCACUACUAGUACUAAUAGUACUGCUGACAAUAAUGAUAUUAAUCUCCCCAAUAAUAGUAAUAAUAAUAAUAAUCAUUUACGAAACAAGUGCGAUACAAAUAUGAAUGCUCAUGCUGGUUCAGAGUCCUAUUUCGACACAAGUAAAUUUGUCUCACGGAACAUUUGGGUGCAUAAUAAUACUAAUAAUAAUAAUAACAGUAGUAAUAAUGAUAAUAAUAAAUUCGCACCGAAUAUGAAAACAGACAGAUCCUAUUCUGAUUCAAUGGCUGGAACAUUUCAGCGGAUAUCAUUGUAUUUUACAAAUGAUAAUUCCAAUCCCAGUACUAGUAAUAAUGGCGGCGGCGCGGGUGGUGGUGCUAGAAGUAAUAGUAACAAUAGUAAUAAUAAUAGUAAUAUUUUUUCUAAUUCCCCGAAAGACAAACAAUACAUAAAAGCAAAUAUUUACAGUAGCAUCCCAGGUAGCUCAAUACUACGUGGUGCAUUGAGAACGUCAAUAUCGGAAGCCACUUAUCGAUCUAGCGGUAAUCGUGGCAUGCGUAAAGUCAAUCAACAACAACAACGUACAGUCUCAGUACCGACAGUUUCGACGAAUUCAUGUCAGACAUCAUUAAUACCAACAAAUAAAACUACUAAUUCAGAUGGCCACUUUGAAACAAUCACUGAGGAUAAAAAUACUGCAGCGGAGAUAACAGUUGCUAAUGAGCUGACAACACGACGUAGUAUCAAUUCAAAUAAUGCAAGUCAGAUUAUUUCAGAUCCUCGGUCAAGGACAUGUUGUUUCUGUUGGUGUUGUUGUUGUUCUUGUUCAUGUAUGCGUGUACGCACAAACCUUGGUGAAUCAAAAAGACCCUCAGCUUCAAACGAUCCACAAUCGACAAUAGAUGGUCCAGUUGGUGAUGAAAAAAUUACACUAGAAGAAUUAAGAAAAUGGGCAGAAUCAUUUGAUAUAUUAAUGCGAAGUUCAUGUGGUCAAAAAACAUUCCGUGAAUUCCUACGAUCAGAAUAUAGUGAAGAGAAUAUUAUGUUUUGGCUUGCCUGUGAAGAUAUACGAAAAGAGAAUAAUCCAGAAAUUGUUGAAGAAAAAGCUCGUAUCAUUUAUGAAGAUUUUAUUUCAAUCUUAUCACCACGUGAAGUUAGUUUAGACUCACGUGUACGUGAAAUAAUCAAUGCCAAUAUGAUUGAACCAACACCGCAUAUAUUCGAUGAAGCUCAAUUACAAAUUUACACAUUAAUGCAUAGAGAUUCAUAUCCACGAUUUAUCAAUUCAAAACUUUAUAAAGAUAUGCUACAAGAAGCUAAAGAUGCACAAACUUGA
Molecule: messenger RNA, 2541 nt
Organism: Trichobilharzia szidati
Lineage: Eukaryota; Metazoa; Platyhelminthes; Trematoda; Strigeidida; Schistosomatidae
Source: the annotation of a GenBank genome assembly